CACAGUAUUAUUUCGUGUCUCAAUACAAUUAAUUGUGAAGAAACGGUCCAUUAUAUUGUGUAGAUAUAGCCAAACUCGACUGCAGAUUAAAAAUACUAUUAUAACAGAAACAUCACGCUUUGGAUCUUAAACAAAUAUAAAUAUAGUAUAAUAUUAAAUUAUUUUCAUGAUUCUCGUAUACGGUAUUACUACUAUAAUCAGUCAAUUGGUCGAGAAACUAACUUUGAAAUUUAAUUUUCUCGGACAAAUUACGACAGCCAUCUAUAAAUUAUUGUUCAAAAUAAUAGAUUCUUAUAUAUAUAUAUAUAUACACACAAACAUCAGGAGAACAGUAUUAUAAACCAUGAAAACUAACUCACGACGCAUAUCCCAGAGAUGGGUGAUGGCCGUGAUGGGGAUGUUGGGUGUGACGAUGGCGUACGUGAUGCGGGCGUGCCUGGGCAUCACGCUCACGCAAAUGGUGAUGCCUGUGGUGGAACAGGGGCGACACAGCGAUCCGCUGACGGUCGUGAAACACGAUUUCUGUCCGUUGUUGGUGACGGCGGGGCACUCCUCUAUGGCGUCCAACCGGACGACGUCGGCGACGAUCACGGCACCGGCGCAGGGGCGCGUGCAUGAUAACCGUCCACGGUUCGACUGGGACGAGGAGACCCAAGGGGAGGUACUGUCGGCGUUCUAUUACGGUUACAUACUCACGCACGUUCCUGGAGGCGUGCUGUCCCAGAGGUACGGCGGCAAGCACACCAUGGGCUUCGGCAUCCUGUGCACGGCCAUAUUUACGUUGAUGACGCCGUUCGUAGCGUACAUCGGGUCAAAGCCGUUGACCUACUUGCGGUUCAUCGAAGGACUCGGCGAGGGUAUGACGUUCCCAGCGCUUUGCACACUCUUAGCGCAGUGGGCACCACCCGAAGAAAAAGGAAAGUUUGCCACGCUAGUGUUUGCAGGUGCACAAAUCGGUAAUAUUCUGUCGAAUUUUUUGAGCGGGUUUAUUAUGCGGUACAUACCUGGUGGUUGGCCGAACGUCUUUUACUUUUUCGGCGGUGUUUCGAUCAUUUGGUUUUUAUUAUGGUGCAUGUUCGUCUAUAACGAUCCAAAUUCCCAUCCGUUCAUUUCGGACGAAGAGCGGGCUUACUUAAAAAAAUCUAUUGGAAGACUAGAAAGGAAGAAGGAUCUUACCCCUACACCUUGGAAAUCCAUUUUAAGGUCUAGGCCUGUAUGGGCAUUGGUCAUCGCUGGAGCAGGACACGAUUGGGGUGCUUUCACUUUAAUCAGCGAUCUUCCUAAGUAUAUGAGUGAUGUUUUGCACUUUUCUGUGACUGAAAACGGUUUUUUGUCAUCAAUCCCAUUUCUUGGUCAAUGGGCAACAUCAGUUGCUGCAAGUGUACUAGCCGAUCGUUUAAUAAGUAAUGGAAUGAUGAAUGUUACAAAUAUCCGAAAAAUAUAUGCCAUAAUAGGAAAUCUUGGUCCCGCUAUGGGAGUGAUGUGUGCUUCAUUUGUUGGUUGUAAUAAAAUCCUUGCAACAUUGUGUUUUACCUUGGGUGUAGCCCUUAUGGGAUUCUGCUAUCCUAGCUUACGUAUUAAUUCACUUGAUUUAUCACCCAAUUAUUCAGCUACACUAAUGGGAAUGGUAAAUGGUAUUGGGUGUUUGUCAGGAAUGGCCACGCCAUACCUCGUAGGAAUACUUACUCCAAAUAGAACCGUUUUAGAAUGGCGUUUGGUAUUUUGGAUCAUGGUGAUAAUAAUGGUGUCAACAUCUAUAAUCUUUGUACUUUUUGGAUCUGGUGAAGUACAACCAUGGGAUGACAUAAAACAAUAUCGUCUAAGUGAAAAUGAAAAAGAAACUAAAAAUGGUGAAUCAGAUGCAAUACAAUUGAAAUCAAUAGAAGAUGGAAUAACAUCAAAAUAAUUUGAUUUAAAAUGUAAUCGCAUACAUAACAAAACAGUCAAAACCAUCCUAAACAUUGUAAAUAUAAAUACAUUUUACCUAUUAAUUUAGUUAUUGAACUUUUGUUUUAU
Messenger RNA from Melanaphis sacchari, 2016 nucleotides. RefSeq names its product sialin-like. Lineage: Eukaryota; Metazoa; Arthropoda; Insecta; Hemiptera; Aphididae. Gene Ontology annotation, molecular function: transmembrane transporter activity. The record is from RefSeq and is a predicted model, not a curated record. Gene Ontology annotation, cellular component: membrane. The transcript has 8 exons. Bases 344 to 1906 code for a protein of 520 amino acids. Gene Ontology annotation, biological process: monoatomic anion transport; transmembrane transport.